AUGGUUCUCGUAGGCUAUUCUGACUCAGAAGGAUCAGACUCUGAACCUCAACCGACACGCGCGCCGAAAGCAAAUCAGAAACCACCUGCAGCGCAAACGAACUUCGCAGUUGACAAAGGCAACCCAAAGAAGAUCCGUGUCAACCUCACAGAGACCCUUCCCACUACGAAAGAUGCUGGCGAUGGCGAGCCACCUGCGAAGAGACCACGAACUGGCGCCGGCACAUUCUCUGGCUUCAACGCGAUGCUACCAGCUCCUAAACGGGAUGAUAUGACCUCGAAGUCAGCCACUAGCAACAAGGCGCCAGCACGGAAAGUAUUCAGCCUGAAGACAGGUGCUGAGCCAGCUUUCAGCAGAGACUCCGACGCUGAGUUGAGGGAUCUGUUCGCUGGUGAAGAUGCGCCGAAAGAUACAGAUCUGGAAGCCAUACCAACGAGCAUACCCAAGCCUACGUUCUCCUCCGAAGAUACCAAACCGACAGUCACGGCAGGGAAGCCAUUCAUGUUCAAGCCACUCUCGGUAGCACGCAACGCAAAGAAGAAGAAGCCAGUAAGCCAACUGACGGGCACCAACGGGAAUCCUGCAUCACAAACAAGAGCUGAGCUACCGUCACAAUCGCUACCAGCACCAUCAUCAAGACCAGAUACCGCGACCAUUGAACCGCCAAACCCACCAAAGAAAAUCAGCCUCUUCUCCUCAGGUCCAUCAGAACUCCCAACACAGCUCGAGACGAACGACGUCCUUGUCGAAGACGAAGAUGGGGACGAAAUAGUAGAACUUCUCGACGAUGACGACCCUACCUCAACUUUCUCCUCAGAUCCAACCCCUCACAACUCUAUCAGUACAAAUCAGCCAGAAUCACUAGCAAAUAUAGCAGACAACCUAAAUCUCACCGCCGCCGAACGUCGCCAGCUUCUCGGCAGACAAGGUGGCAACGCCAGCAAGAUCAUUAAUUUCAAUACAGACAUCGAGUACGCUGCUAAUCAAGCUCACAUUGCGGCUGGCGAGCAGAUACAACACAAUCCGGUUAGAGCUAUUGCGCCUGGCAAGCAUAGUUUGAAGCAGUUGGUUAGUAGCGCUCAGGGUCAGAAGGAGGCUCUGGAAGAGAGUUUUGCGAGUGGACGGAGGAAUAAGAGGGAGGCUGGAAGUAAAUAUGGUUGGUGA
Molecule: messenger RNA, 1164 nt
Organism: Lithohypha guttulata
Lineage: Eukaryota; Fungi; Ascomycota; Eurotiomycetes; Chaetothyriales; Trichomeriaceae
Exons: 1
Coding region: 1-1164 (387 amino acids)
Cellular component (GO): nucleus
Source: RefSeq, a predicted model, not a curated record